GAAGGAUCUGGCGAGGCGAAGUCGCUGUGGUUUAAAGGCGGGGGAGCGGCGGUCAAGUUUCUGCGUUGCAUUGACAGCAUGCCUGAUAUUAAGCCUGGACGCAAAUCCCUCCCACUAGUCAGCGAUCUGGCUAUGUCGCUGGUCCAGUCCAGGAAAGCCGGGAUCACGUCAGCACUAGCAUCAAGCACCUUAAACAAUGAAGAGCUAAAAAACCAUGUUUACAAGAAGACCCUUCAAGCCUUAAUCUACCCCAUCUCCUCCACGACCCCCCACAACUUCGAGGUCCCGGAUGAUGGAGACCAUGGUCUGAUGUCGAGAUUGUGGCAGGCAAGCUCGGGCUAUCACGGAGUCGAGGACCGCUCCAAUGAACUCCACCCGCUGUGACGGAACCAAAGUGGACUU
Mauremys mutica (yellowpond turtle) is the source of this 402-nucleotide messenger RNA. Its product is annotated as protein unc-13 homolog A-like. Gene Ontology annotation, cellular component: neuromuscular junction; terminal bouton; synaptic vesicle membrane. The coding region runs from base 79 to 384 and encodes 101 amino acids. Lineage: Eukaryota; Metazoa; Chordata; Testudines; Geoemydidae. The record is from RefSeq and is a predicted model, not a curated record. Gene Ontology annotation, biological process: dense core granule priming; neuromuscular junction development; synaptic vesicle maturation. The transcript is spliced from 5 exons. Gene Ontology annotation, molecular function: calmodulin binding; syntaxin-1 binding; diacylglycerol binding.